AUGCCUAAUACCAUCGUCCCUUCACACAGAUACACAUCGCAAGGAGACCUUGGGCCAGACAUCCAGGGCAGAGUCGGGUCCAGGAAAACAAAGAGAGUAUCUUUCGCAGAGGUCCUGUCAAGCGCCUCAGACGGAGAGAAUAGCCAGUAUUGGGGUCAGACAAGAGAGGAUGAGGAGAGAAGGGAACCUUGGCUACAGGGAGAAGAGACUGCAUCACAUCCAGCUUCGGAAGAUACUCCUCACUCAUCACAUGAGGGUGACGACGAGGCAUUAAGUGAAGUAGUAGAUACCUCAUUAGUGACCUACGUGACUCUGUCGCAAGAUAACAGGGGGAAGGCACGGAACCUGUCUCUUCAGAACUCGGUGUCCCAGAAUGUGGAAAAUGAGAGCAUUCAAAGCGUAACCGUCAAGAAACUGCGUGAAGUACAGUUCAGCCCAACCACCUUCAGAAGAAGGACGAUCACACCUGACCUGAAUGUAACUGAGCAACUUAGUUUGUCAAGUGCUUUGCGUGAAGCGGCUGGUAAGUUGGAAGAAGAGUCGCGUAAGUUACGGAACAUCAAGAGCCACAAACUGGAUGUUCCUGAGAGCUGUCACGGUCAUUUGGAUCCACAAGAGGCGACAGGGUGGCAUGUUGGUGAGAAAUCGGAUUUUAUGGAGAGUUUACAGGCUACUCAUGCGGUACAAAGCACCAAGGUGUCUAUUAGCUGUGGGGUAACAACUGCAACAUCAUCUGAAUAUUGGACCCGGGAUGAUUUACAGAGAGAAGACAGAGAAGAAAUCCCUGGGAAAGACCUUGAAGGAAGAGAGCAACAUGCUCACAAGACCCUCCUCUUCGACCCCGCCUUCGUGUUCGAGAGGAAGGAAAAUGAGGGACAGUAUGUUGCUGAGGGUGACAUAGGCUCUGAAAGCUGUUCAGUUGCUCUAAAGCACGAAGAGGGCAGUUCAGACAAAGAAGAUGACGGGAAGAAACUUUCAGAGAGAAGGAAACUGCAUUCCUAUUACGAUGUGAAAGAAGAAAUUGGAAGGGGAUCGUGUGGUUUUGUGAAGCGAGUUGUCAGUAAGCAGACUGGUGCGUCCAGUGCAGCCAAGUUCAUUCCGCUCAGGAGAAGCACCAGUUCCCGGGCCUUUAAGGAACUCGCCCUCUUAUCCAGAGUUAACCAUCCGAGGAUCACCUGCUUGCUGGACAUGUUUGAGACCAAGAGGACGCUGGUCCUGGUGCUGGAUCUAUGUUCUACUGAAAAACUGUUGGACCAUUUGCUCAAAAAGGAUGUAGUCGCUGAAGUCGAGAUUAAGACCUACAUCCAGCAGAUUUUGGAAGGGAUCCAAUAUCUCCAUGACAAGCUCAUCCUUCACCUUGAUAUUAAGCCAGCCAACAUUUUAAUGGUGCACCCGGAGAGAGACAGCAUAAAGAUAUGUGAUUUUGGGUUUGCACAAGAGCUGUCGCCUGGCCAGUUCAGCAAAUACGGUUCCCCUGAGUUUGUGGCCCCUGAAAUCGUCUGCCAGGAUCCAGUCUCAAAGGCCACUGAUAUAUGGUCUAUUGGAGUUAUCGCAUUUUUAUGUUUGACAGGCAGUUGCCCCUUCGCCGGUGAAAAUGACAAGACAACACUGAUGAACGUCAGGGAAGGGUCCUUCUCGUGGGCUGAGCGGGAUUUGGAGUGCGUAAGCGAAGACGCUCGAGAUUUUGUUGAAGGAAUUAUCAAAGUAGUUCCCGAGGACAGGCCAACAGCAGGACAGUGUUUGACGCACCGUUGGCUUCAGGAAAAACAAGAAGUCCAAGAGGCAUGCACGAUUAAAACAAAACGAUUGAAAUUCUUCAUAUCAAGAAACAACUGGCAGCGUUCCCUGACGUGCUACAGAUCAGUACUUGUGAUGCGAUCGAUACCCGGCUUGUUGGGCACAGCCCCCGAGGGCUCCUCUCUCGGAAUGCCUCGACACCUGCUUAAAGAACACAGCUCGUCCACCCCCAGCGCCUCCUCCUCCGAUUUGGAAGACUCCAGCUACCCUACAAAGGCGUUCACCGCUCCAGCUGCCAACCUGGGCACGCAGAAGAACCUCAAGCAUUCGGGGGAUGGAAAGGAACAAAGGGAACAACAACGGGGAUCUGUUUCUUCCUCGAGCGACUUUUCAGUCCAAGGUAGCAAUGGCGACAAGAGCUACGGGUCGGUCUUAAGCAGCAGUGUCGCUGUUGAAAGGCAACCGCAGAUAAUAUCCGAGCUGGGCUCGUGGGGCUUUCCUGAAGGAGCGGAAUCGACGAAUAUAUGUUCUCAACCCCUUGCAGAGCUCCGUCUGAGUAAAAGCAGCAUGGAAUCCUCCGUCUCUCAAGCAGCUACUGUGGGAAAAGGUGACUUUCCUGCAGAGGAGGGAGCGACAACCAGCAGCUCAGUGCGAGGAAUCUCAGCCGAUCGGGCUCUUGCACUUCCAAUACAGGGAGAGGAAAGGGCUCAGGCGUCAGUAGAUGGAAGCUCUAAGCCCCCGUGCACUCUUUUACCAAGACACAGUGUUAUCAGAAGCACCUUCUACAGUGAUGUGCAGGCAAGUCCUUUGCAACUGAGCAGAGAUCCGUCCGCAGAGCAAGGUCAAUACUCAAGUAGCCUCGAAAGCAUGAGGAAACGCAUUGUGCAGGCCGGCUACUCGACAGGAAACGUAAGUGGGCUACGGCAGCCGCUGCUGGAGUGCUUUCAGACGGACGCACAGGACCUAACAGCAGACAGAGCAUUGGGGUCGGCUUCAGUCAGCCCAGUCCCAACUGCCGAUAGUUUGCUUUAUUUUGUCGAGCAGAGUUCAAGAAAAAUCAAGUCACUCGAUGAGCUCGAAACCAAGGUCCUAGCUCAGCCCGCAGCCAGAGAAUCCGAGAGCGACACAUUGAAGCCCUUUCUGCUGUGUGAUGAGGACUCCGAGCCAGACUCCAGCGCAGUGGUUUUCGCUCAUUAUUCCAAUAUAGCACGACCCGUUUACUUAGGCCAACGGGAUUCAGCAGUGAUGGAGAGCCGGUCUGGAUUAGCUGAAGAGGCCAAAGGUUUAAGAUAUGGUUUAAAAUAUUCCACCAAAGGUAUUCCGUUGGCAGCCAAGGUAAACCAAUCUGCCCACAUUGGCUUUGUGUCUUCACCAUGCCCAGAAACAGGGACCGAUUUAGGGUUGGGCGUGGGAAAGAAGAUCUGUCUCACCAGCAGCUCAGAGAGUCACGAACGAUGUUCAGAGGCAGGGGCCAGUGCUUUCUGGUGGGGAUCACCAGAACCACAAACCACAACCCGAGCAGCGUCAACAGCUUCCAAUGAAGGAAUUGGCUUCGUUGGCUCGGGGUCCGUGAAGCAGUAUUCUGAUGACCCCAGUGUUUUACCUUCUGUUUCUCAGAGCAAGUGUCCUGACUCGCAAGGUUCUUCCAAGUGUCCCAGCAGACCCUCCUCAGCCCCCGCCUCAGAUCUCACCAGCCAAUGUCAGGAGGAAGCCUCAAGAGAAAACACCAGUUCUUCAUACUUCGAUGCGGUUAAAGUAGAGACUGAUUACUUUGACCUGUCUGACCCAUGUAGCAGUGAAUUGCUUAGGUCUAAAGAGUUUGAAGAGAAGAGCAUCUCAAAAAACAGACCCAUUCCUGCAGGCUAUGUAUCUAAAGAACAAUUUCCUUUAGGUGAUACUGAGGCAGCAAGCGCCAUUCAAUCAGAAGAUACAAUGUCUGCUGCAUCAUCUGAAGUCUCGUGCGAUGAGACUGGAUUAAUGGACGAUGGCUACAGAGACUUGGCCGUAGAUAUAUGGGAAUCGGAUAUGCUGCAAUUGCUUGACGAUACUGAGCUGGAUGAAGGCAAUGGUGGGGCUGGGGACGAGGCUGAGGGAGAGUCCGACAAGACGCGAAAGUCAUCGUUGGAACGGAAGAUGCACCAAACUUUUCAAAGUCUGAAGAAAACCUUCAAGACCUCGAGAGGUUCGAAGAGUUCGGCUUCUUCAAGCGACACAAGCUUGUCUCGCAGCGAAUCCCACGCUGAGACGCUCCCCAGGUCUACGUCAACGAAGUUUGGCAAAGCCGGCCUUUUAGGAUUGUUCAGGAGGUCCACCUCAUUAAACUGGGACCGAGGUUUGGCGGACAAAGAGGACGGGAGGAGUCGAUAUUCUCUCUCUGUGUUACAGGAUUUAGACUCACACGAGCGCUUACGGGAACUAAAGGGUAAGAAGAAAAGUAAGCCGUUGCCUGCCAGCCUGGAAGGCAGAAGUGCAGCUGAAAACUCUGGCCGACAGGAGAGACAGAAAGGGGAAUCAGACGAGACACCAGCCAGACCAGACCCGUUGAAAGUGGAAUUGGAUCAAAGCCAGUACAUGGAGAUUGUGAAGAUGCCGUCAAAAUCUGCUCCAAUCGCACUUGAAGAUGGGGCGGAGGAGAAGCCGGAGGAUUUACCAACACCCUCUGGGGAUGUCCCCAGUGACUCUCCAAAGAAAAAAUCUCGAUUGUUUUCAUUCCAAUUUCCCGGCACAAAACCAAAGGAGAAAGCGCCAUCUUUUCUCGAAGGCCUCCAAAACCAGUUGGUGGUCUUGAACCAGUCCGUGACCCUGUCCUGUACCCCCUCAGGCCGACCGAACCCUGCAAUCUACUGGUUCAAAGAUGACCUGCCGAUUUGCAGCAGUAAACGAAUGAAAUUGUCAGCUACAGUCCAAGGAUGCCAGCUGGUAACAAUCUGGAGCGUGACCGAGGAAGACCUUGGACGUUACGAAUGUGUGGCUGAAAACAGCUUGGGUAAAGCCUCGACUGGCUGCUGUGUGACUGGUGCAGCUGUGCCUCAUCGCCCGGAUUCACCUGAAGUAGCUCAGGUCUCUGACGAUGGAGCCCUCGUGAUCUGGAAGCCUGUGGAAUCCAACACGCCAGUAACAUACGUCAUCGAGUGUCGGAGAAAGGGUGAAAGCUGGAAAACUAUUUCAUCGGAUAGCUCCGAAUGCAACUAUUACGCCACUAACUUGCAGAAAGGUGAAGCAUAUUCCUUCAAGAUCGGAUGCUUCAACAAGGCUGGAAAAGGACCAUUUAGUCAGCCGUCUGUGGAAGUUGUCAUUGGAGAGACCGAAGUUCAGUCGCACAACAUCCACGGCAAGAGGCUGACACCAGUACAUCAGGCAUACACAUUCUGUACAGAAUUGAACAGAGGCAGAACCAGCAUUAUCAAAGAGUGCACGGAGAUCUCCUCCGGGAAGUCAUUUGCGGCUAAGAUCACUGCCUACAAGAGGCAGAACCAUCCCUUCGUGCUGAGAGAGUAUGAAACACUGAGGAAACUCCAUCACCGCAGCAUCGUGGAACUGCACGCCGCCUACAUCACACCCAAGUACCUGGUCCUGAUCCAGGAGCUGUGCCGAGGGACAGAGCUGCUUCACCACUUAGCAGCAAGAGCUUCCUACACGGAGCACGAGGUGGUGUCGCUGCUCGAGCAGUUACUCGGCACCGUCCAGUUCCUGCACUUCAAUCACACGCUUCACCUCGAUCUGAGGUCAGAAAACAUGAUGAUCGUGGAGGGCGAGAAGCUAAAGCUGCUGGACUUCGGCAGCGCCCAACAUCUCACUGCUGCCCGUCCUGCCCACGUGGGGAAAUGUGGAGACUUUGUGGAGAAUAUGGCUCCAGAAAUCCUUGAUUGUAAGGAUUGGUUCCCGAGACUGAUAUCUGGGCAGUUGGUGUUCUGACCUUUACCAUGUUGAGCGGAGAUUGUCCUUUCACAUCCGAUAAAGAGUCCGACAAGGAAAAAAACAUAAGGAAA
Messenger RNA from Callorhinchus milii (elephant shark), 5726 nucleotides. Its product is annotated as striated muscle preferentially expressed protein kinase-like. Gene Ontology annotation, biological process: protein phosphorylation. Bases 1 to 5652 code for a protein of 1883 amino acids. Gene Ontology annotation, molecular function: ATP binding; protein binding; protein kinase activity. NCBI's taxonomy places the organism in Eukaryota, Metazoa, Chordata, Chondrichthyes, Chimaeriformes, Callorhinchidae. The record is from RefSeq and is a predicted model, not a curated record. The transcript has 25 exons.